AUGGUUAAAAGACUUUAUAAAUUAGGUUUGAUCACAUGCAGUCUAGGGUUCGUAGACACAUCAAAAACAUCACCGUCACGUUUCGAAAUAUGGGACGAGACAAAGAGUGAAGCGUAUGCCAUACAACCGUUAGAUGAGAACGCUAAAAUUAGUUUAACGAGUGAGGCGAUACCUGAACGAUGCUCACAUAAUCGGUCACAACGACCUCAGUCGUGGGCAUCAACAAUUUCGAAUGAUAGCACUGCAUCAACACGAUCAUCAAGUGGUGAAACAACAACCAGUAUUGAAAGUGCACUAAUGGACCCGAAUGGAAAUCAGGCGGUGUUGUGUAGUAAUUCGCCAAUUUCAUCGAUACCAAUAUCCGCAUCUUCAGAAGGCUGCUCAGAAACAAGGCAGAUGGCUGAUAACGAUAAUAAUAUUACAACAACCGAUUUAGACUGUGAUUCUUCAAACUCUCGAUCCACACUUACCAGUACAUCCACUCCGAAUGAGGACCGUCAUAUACCACCAGAUUCAUCCACAACAGCGUCGCUGAAUACAAUUGUUGAGAGUUCAUCGCAAAAUGAGCUUUUAGCAGCAAUUUGA
Molecule: messenger RNA, 585 nt
Organism: Anisakis simplex (herring worm)
Lineage: Eukaryota; Metazoa; Nematoda; Chromadorea; Rhabditida; Anisakidae
Source: the annotation of a GenBank genome assembly